Limulus polyphemus (Atlantic horseshoe crab) is the source of this 2745-nucleotide messenger RNA. RefSeq lists its product as uncharacterized. The transcript is spliced from 8 exons. NCBI's taxonomy places the organism in Eukaryota, Metazoa, Arthropoda, Merostomata, Xiphosura, Limulidae. The record is from RefSeq and is a predicted model, not a curated record. Bases 250 to 1083 code for a protein of 277 amino acids.
UGAAACACUGUGUAUUAAUAUUAUUAAAUAGCUAUACACUUCUCUUUUUCACCCUUUCUAUAUUAAUAUAUUUGCAUUUUCAUAGCUAGCCAUCCAGAAGCUAAGGUACUUGUGAAAUACAAUCCAGUGUUGUUGGAUAAGUAUGUACUUCACCCCAACAACGAGUAACAUUGGUCAAAAUCUCUAUCCAUCGAGAUAAGUGUCUUACAACAGAAUUGCCCCUUGGUGGCUUAGAGCAUUACCUCUGUGAUGGGACAACCCAUGACUUUCACAACUGCUGCUUCUGUACAUGGGUCCAGCCCAACAUUUUCGUGGUCUCACACAGUUCCAACAUACAUGCCCUGGAGUGGUAAACAAGAUAAUCACUGUCUAUCUCCAGUCAUGAGGUUUACUGCUCCGAUUUCUCCUGAUCCAUGUACCUCGCAGACGGCCACAAGCUGGGAGUUGUUACACAAUCUUGGAACAAAUGGAGCAAACAUGGGAAAUCAUCAACAUCUGAAGAGGAAAAGUGAAUCAGAAGAUGAGCUAUUCAGACCUAAUAAAAUUUAUAUCAGUGAAGAAAAGAUGGCGGCUUGGUUCAGUCAGAUUGACAUCUGUGGAAGUAAUAGCACCUCUCAUCUGGAACAACCUGGGUAUACUGAUGGAAGAUCAACGUCUUCUAGGAUAGGUCCUCCUUUUGUCAAAUCUAUGAUGUCUGUGGAACAGCUGAACUCAAUGUUAGCCGAGUCUCGCACAGAGGAACCCGUUAAAGAGAAAGGGGAACUUGUAUUGGCUCCCGAGUUGAAAAAGAUGGUGGAAAAAGAUGCAGCAUUUUUCCAGUCUUUGAUGAGCAUCCAGAAACCGUCAUUAGCUUUAGUACCAUGGCAACCUCCCAAACCUAUCAGUAUUCCUACAGAAUUACUGCAGAGUAAUUCCCAGUACUUCAACAGUACUUCAACUACUGUUGCUAUGGCAACGGAUAAUGCGGCAGAGAUAAACAAUAAUACAACUACUACUGACGAUGAAGAGAGUAACACUUCGCUGCCGAAUGAAACAGUACCUAAACCAGUAAUUAACGAAGAGUUUGACUCCAUGGAACUUUGACAAGGUUUCUCCGUAAAAGAAAAAUUCUUCAAGACUCGCUAAACAGAAGUUUUUUUUCACCAAUUGGACCAUUAAAGUUGGAAAGCAUUAAUUUUUACCCUUCCAUUUCAUGAUUAAAUGAUGACUUGUAAAUAUUUUAUAGGCAUGAGUGGAGUGUCUGCUUAACACUAACAUUUAAAGCUAUACUAAAAACAAAUCAUUAAAGAUGUGUUUCACUUCAAAUUUGUUGGAACAGUUGCAGUAUUUAUUUCACCUGAAAUAAUUGAAUUCUAAUACAGCAUGCAUUUUGUUUCAUCGUUUUUGAGUAUGUUUCUAAUAUCAUUUGUUAACCAUAUAGAAAUACGAUCAGUUUAAGUGGGGGAAUGGAAAGUGGUGAGAAGUGAUAGUAAACAAGUUUGUAAUACGAGGGUCGAAAACAAAUUGUAGAGUUAUGUGAUUCACUUCAAACAUCCUUGGAUGGUGAGCACCAUCUCUUAAGAUAUAAUUAAGAUUGCUUUCCUGCUGUGUUUGAAACUGUUAAAUCAGAUCCUCAUUGGUGACAGAGUACAUUCCCAUCAGAUUUCAUAUAUAUAUUUAUAUUAAAAAUAUUCCUUUAAAACUUGCAUUCUGAAAUACAUGGAAGUUACAAAACCUAAAUCAGUCUUCGUUCAUCCUGUAGUAGUAUAGUAUAUUGACCAUUGCUAACAACUGGUUAAUAUUAUCAUUAGAAUUAAAUAUUACUAGUAGUAGUACGUGUGAGAAGACAAAAUCUAUCUCAUUGAAACUGAUGUUAUUUCAAUAUUUUUUUUUGCCAGUUUUGUUAUGAGAAACAAAGAAAAAAAAAUGUUGUAUUCUAAAUUUUGAAUCAUUGUGUAAUAUGAACAUUUGACAUUUCUUUGUAACAGGUGUGUUUAAAAAAAUACCUAUUACAAUUCAUGCUAUUUAUGUGUUAUGCUAGAUGUUGUACUUUGAGUUCAGUUUGCCAUUAUGCAUAUUUGUUUUUUUGAUAAAUUGCAUGUUUUUAGAAUCUUAUAUUUAUGUAGUAAGUGAGAUAUUUUAAGUUACACAAUUUUUUUUAAAAACAAUCAUUAUCAAAGUGUUUUUACUGAUGUGAUGGGUCAUUAGUUACACUGUAAUUUGGAGGAAGAGGUCAGUGUUAAUAAAAAUGAGUUUCCUUUAAAAUAACCGUCCUUUUAAGAACUACACAAAACAUUUCAAGAAGUAGUUUUAACAAGUGUAAACAAAAAAGGUAAUUUCACACACCAAAACUGAUCUCCACCGUACGCUGUAUAAUUAAUCUGACGGCCUGAGUUUUGAGUGCUAAUAAUAGCUUGGCCUCAUAAGAUUAGUUUACGCAACGAGUCCAUAUUGAAGCCUCGGCCAUGGGCAAAUGUCUUAAUUUUGUGUUCCAUUCAAAAUUGAAGAUGUAAUAGGAAUUAUGAGAAAAUUGUGUAGGUUAACAAGUCUCUCACGUUAUCGAUAUUAUGUUUAACUGUUUUUAUGAAAUGUAAAAGUUUAUACUGUGUGACAUCCGGUUUUUUGCGCCUUUAAUAAUAAUAAUAGCAAUGAACUAAAGUAAAAAAAAACAACAUAUAGACUUUUUAUUUUGGGUUGUGUUAGGAAGGAUUUGCAACCAAGAAUCUUGGAUAUUAUGAAGCCCCACAGUGGUAUGUCUGUAGACUU